Strongylocentrotus purpuratus (purple sea urchin) is the source of this 3218-nucleotide messenger RNA. RefSeq names its product N-acetylgalactosamine-6-sulfatase (gene galns). The transcript is spliced from 10 exons. The record is from RefSeq and is a predicted model, not a curated record. Lineage: Eukaryota; Metazoa; Echinodermata; Echinoidea; Camarodonta; Strongylocentrotidae. The coding region runs from base 55 to 1620 and encodes 521 amino acids. Gene Ontology annotation, molecular function: arylsulfatase activity; N-acetylgalactosamine-6-sulfatase activity.
UGAUCAACACCAAACUCAUCGAGGCACUGCAGAAGCUGAACUGAGGAGUCGUGCAUGAUCAUGGAGGGAAAAUGGCAUCUGAGUUUAUUUUUCUUCCUUUUAUUUGUUUUAGCAAAGGAAGUUGUCGUUGCAGCUCCUCCCAAUAUUAUUGUCAUGCUCAUGGAUGAUAUGGGAUGGGGAGAUCUUGGUAUCUAUGGAAACCCAGCUAAAGAGACUCCAAACUUGGAUCAGAUGGCAGCGGAAGGCAUCCUUCUCCCAGACUUCUACUCAGGAAACCCUCUGUGUUCUCCUUCGAGAGCAGCCUUACUGACUGGCAGACUUCCCAUCCGCAAUGGGUUCUACACAACCAAUGAACAUGCUCGGAACGCGUACACACCUCAGAUCAUUGUAGGGGGCAUACAGGAUAAUGAAAUCCUACUUCCGGAGCUUCUUCAGAAAGCUGGUUACAGAAACAAACUUGUUGGAAAGUGGCAUCUUGGACACCAGCCCCAGUUCCACCCCCUAAAACAUGGAUUUGACGAGUGGUUCGGAGCACCCAACUGCCAUUUUGGACCCUACAACGAUAAGAACACCCCCAAUAUACCAGUCUAUCAGGAUGCCGAGAUGGCAGGGAGGUACUACGAGGAGUUUGCCAUCGAUAAGAAGACGGGAGAAUCCAACCUGACGCAGCUUUAUAUACAGGAAGGGGUGAGCUUCAUAGAAAAAUCAGUGGCAGCCAUGCAGCCAUUCUUUCUAUACUGGACCCCCGAUGCGACCCAUGAACCCCUUUAUGCCUCCAAGCCCUUCCUGGGGCGUAGCCAGAGAGGAUUGUACGGGGACGCUGUGAUGGAGUUGGAUUACGGUGUAGGCCAGGUCCUGGGUAAAAUCAGAGAACUUGGGGUUGCCAAUAAUACUUUUGUCCUCUUCUCUUCUGACAAUGGUGCAGCAUUGUAUGCAAGCGAAAGCGGUGGCAGCAAUGGACCCUUCCUGUGUGGUAAAGAGACAACGUAUGAAGGAGGAAUGAGAGAACCAACCAUAGCAUGGUGGCCAAACCAUAUCAAGCCAGGAAGGGUUACUCAUCAAAUUGGCAGCGUCAUGGACAUUUUCACCACAGCUCUUAGCGUGGCUGAUAUUGAUCCUCCUACUGAUCGAAUCAUCGAUGGACAAAACUUGCUACCAGCCUUGCUCAGUGAUACCAUGGACGCUAACAAGACAAUGUACUAUUACCGUGGCAAUGAGAUGAUGGCCGUCAGGCAUGGGCUGUAUAAGGCACACUACUGGACCUGGACAAACUCCAUUGAAGAAUUCAUGAGCGGAGUAAACUUCUGCCGUGGUGAAAAUGUCACAGGGGUCAUGACCCAUGAACAGGUCAACCACACCCUCUCUCCGCUCCUCUUCCAUCUUGGACGUGACCCUGGUGAGAAGUACCCCAUCAAGAGCACAGCAGCAGAGUAUAAAGCGGAGAUGCCUCAGAUCAUGGAGAUCGUAGCGGAUCACAAAGCAAAUCUUAUCCCUGGUACACCGCAGCUCAACAUGUGUGAUAAUGCUGUCAUGAAUUGGUCCCCUCCUGGUUGUGAGAAGCUCAACAAAUGUCUGAAAGGACCUGCAUCCGAACCACAAAAAUGUUCUUGGCCUCAUUAGCCUUUUUUCCAGACAUCUAAACCUGGCUCCCGUCUUAUAAAGAGUUGCGAUUGAUUCGCAAGUCUUCCAAUCAAUCACAAGUUUGCACUCUCAUAUCUGUUAUGUACAUAGUUGCGAUUGAUAUAAAUUGUAAAAUUAGUUGCAAUUAAAUCACAACUGUUAAUAAGAUGGGGCCCUGGAUUACCACUUUACAUGGUGACUCUUGAAUGGUUUUCUUGUAAUUAGUGUUGUUGUCACUAAAAUAGAAUUUAUUAUACAUGUGGUUUCUGGUAAUCUUUAUGAAACCCAAUUGUCUGAAGACAAAUUACUGUAAAAUGAUUGGCCUUUAUUUUUGUCUUUUAAUGUGUGCUUUCUCAUUAAAAACAUAUUAAUGUGGUAUUUAGAAGUGUAAUGUAUAUUGACAAAUUAUAUUUUUCAAAAUGUCUACUUCUAUAUUGUAUUGACAAUUGUAUGUACAAGUCUUCUCUAAUUUUAUUAUUUACAUCAGAGCAAAAGCGAAGUUACAGUCUGUGAUAGUCUUGUGAUUUCAUCAAAAUUCAUAUUUCCCUCCUUUUCUUUAAGAUCCUGAAUGUAAUAUCCAUCUGCUAACUAAUAACGACUGUAAAAGGAGUCACAAAGUAUGUGCUUACAAUAAUCUAAAAGUCUGUAAGUUACUGUACUUAUAUUGUAUAUUUCCCAUGUUCCAUUUUAAAAACAGUAUUUUUGAACUCUAAUCAUAUACUUGGAGAUACCAAAGAGUACAUUAAUUGCUGCAUAUUGUUGUUCCUCUAUGAAUGGAUAGAUUCCAUAUCUAUGCUGAUAUUGUAAAAUGGGCUCGUGGUGACAUAUAUUUAUACUCAAAUGUUGUUUUCAAUCAUUAUGAACAAGUGUGUAUUUUUUAUCUCAUUUACUGAGCAAUUUACAAUUGAAUUAUUAUUAUGAUAUAACAUUCAUAGAUUUAAAGAAUGAUCAACUAUCACUGUCAUUUAAGAAAAAUUUGAGGGUUAUGAAUAUACAGUAUUUGUAGAAUUAUAUAUUCUACCAAAAAUAUGUGUUAUUUAAGAGGCUCAUAAAAUGUCAAUUGAAAGAAUUUCAUGAAUAUAUUUAUUUAACAAAGCUAUUAUGAUAUCAGAUUUUAUAGAGUAGAUAUUCAAUUGGCGAAGAACUGUUUCACAUGAAAGCCAAUUAUCUUUGGCAGUAUGUGAUCAAAGUAUACUUAUUUUAAGAGUAAUUAUGUAUGUAACAUUAAGGUGGUGAUAUAGUAACUGACACUAGAAGUAGUAGGUAUGAAUAUAGAAGUGUAGUGACCACUGGUUGAUUCAGGGGGUGAGGGGGGGGGGGGGGACGGGGGCUAAACGGUAGCCCCCACCCCUUGAUGCAAAAUAAGUAUACUAGGGUUGGAAAAAGUUUAAAUCUUGUGGACCCCCCCCCCCCCCCACCCCCACUGACAGAGCAUAGAACGAGCCAGCAGGAUCUCCAAAGUCAUGUUCCUGUGAAAAUUGAAUGGGGGCGGUUGUAUUUUACCUGCAAUAAGUUACAAAUAUCAUUCCAGCUGUUUAUCUGUUCGUUGGGUACGGACAAAGGAACUGAAAUGGCAAUAAAUUUGGAUAAAAAGUGAA